UUUGCUCUGAUAAAUGAGUCACAUUAGAUGGAGUGGGUGGAGGCUUGUUAUAUGAUUAAUGUUUUUUGUAAUUAUGAAUUUUUUGAAUUCUCACUGAUUUUAGGGCAAAUUGAAACAUGACUGAUACAGAGGAAUCCCAGGCUUCUGAUUCUGAUCAAGAUGUGAUAUUCAUUGAGCAGAAAGAUUUACCUGAGGUAUAUGAAUGUGAGGUAAAUACACAAAGUGGGCGUUCAGGCUCUGGGCAGAAGGGUGCCACCCCUGCUGAGAAAUCCCCAGAUGAGCUUGAUGGUGGCCGUAAAUCAGCUGCUUCAGUCGUGCACCUCCUGGACAGCAGUGCUUCAGAAACGGAUCUUGGUGCUUCCAGUGGCAGUGAAAGCCCCACUAAGAGCUCAGCUCUACCUUCCAAGCAACAAGUGAGAUCUCAGCCUUCAAAGCAACGGGCAGGAGUGUCUGGUGCUGAAAGUUCAGAUUCUUCUCUGUCCUCUGAAGGUCCAGUGAAAUCAUCUAAAACAGCCACACAGCAGAAGUCAAGUCUCAAUUUGAAAGCCAUUUUUGCCUAUCACUUCAGGGGAAAGAAAUUUAAGGCUGCUGCACACCGGAAAUAUAGGAGUGGCUCAGAGAAGAGAAGGAGAAGAUAUGAGAGCACCCAGAUGCCUAUGGGGAGGCCCCCACUGACAGCAUCUCCCCAAGAGCAAAAGAAAAGGCUUUUAGAUCGAGGCUUUCAAUUUCCUUUUGUUGAAAAACAUUAUGGGAAGAAACAUAUCCCUUUAAAGAUGGUGCUUGGCUAUGAGCAAGCAGCUGCAAAAGGGUUUUUCCAGUACAUUGAAAUGCUGAAAUAUGAAGAACAUCUCAAAAAGGCUUUAAAAAAUCUUGAAGCAAGUGAAGACUUGGAAAGGGAAUGCCUGGCAGUGAGGAAACACAAGUAUUUAGAUGAUGAAGGCCCCAUUUCCCCUAUCAAAGAGACAGAUGAUAASAGCUUGGAUUCUGAUACUCAAGAGGUCUUUGAUGCCAGAGUAGUGGAGAACAGCUGCUUCAUUAUAAGCAGCAAUAUCCCCAACAAGAAAAAAUCGAGGUCAGAAACAAAGCGUGCAAAAUCCAGUGGAGUGAUAGAAGUAGAAAGUGAAGAAUGUGACGCCGAGAGCUCUGGCUGCACCAGGGUCCAAUUCAGUGGGCAGAAAGCUCCCGAGUGAGGUGGUGGUGGUUGCCCUGGAUGGACCUUUUGCUGCUGCCUUGCCUUAAAUGGUGCUUCUGAAGAGAAGCAAGGAACUCAGCCAGAUUUGGUUUAAGGCAUCUGCAUCAGAAAUGUUCUGUACGGCUUGAAGGACUCAUCCUGGAUCCAGGAGAGGGCUCUUGCCAGCUUGCUCUUGGGAGAUGGAACACUCCUCAGUUUCCUUGGU
This is a messenger RNA of Nothoprocta perdicaria, 1397 nucleotides long. RefSeq names its product TATA-box binding protein associated factor, RNA polymerase I subunit D (gene TAF1D). Gene Ontology annotation, biological process: regulation of DNA-templated transcription. NCBI's taxonomy places the organism in Eukaryota, Metazoa, Chordata, Aves, Tinamiformes, Tinamidae. Gene Ontology annotation, cellular component: RNA polymerase transcription factor SL1 complex; nucleus; nucleoplasm. The record is from RefSeq and is a predicted model, not a curated record. Bases 117 to 1190 code for a protein of 357 amino acids. The transcript has 7 exons.